CAGGCCCAAUGGAAUAACUCAACUUGAAAUCGCUCCUGAUCCGGCCACCUCCAAGUGAGCGCGCGAAGAUGUUACUUUGCGGAGGCCAUAGGUUCAAUGUAUUGGCGCCAAUCCCAUUCUCUUUUGGGACUUUCAUCAAACACCUUGCAACUUCAAAAUGCUCAAAGCUUUCACUGAGCACAAAAUCAUUUACUACCGCCGCUAGCGCAAACGUCUUCAGCUCCUCCCGUUUUGAAGUGCUAAACUCGCGUCAAAAAGAACAAGUUCAUCUCUACAUCGAUUCCCUCCUCGAAUGGAACCAGAGAAUGAAUCUGACUGCCGUAAGGGAGGCGAGUGAGGUCAUGGAAAGGCAUGUUGAAGACUCGCUUUCAAUAAUAGAUCCAAUUCGGACUUCGUAUCUCUCACAUUGUGGAGCUUCAUCAGAGAACCUCAAUCUCGUCGAUGUUGGAAGUGGUGCGGGGCUUCCUGGAGUAAUUUUGGCCAUUGCUUGCCCAGGUAGUUAUUCGCAUUUUUUCUUCACAACAGCCGAUGCAGCGGAAAUUAAACAAGGAACGUACCUUCAGCCAUGGUUGUUCAAGUGA
This is a messenger RNA of Nicotiana tabacum (common tobacco), 581 nucleotides long. The record is from RefSeq and is a predicted model, not a curated record. NCBI's taxonomy places the organism in Eukaryota, Viridiplantae, Streptophyta, Magnoliopsida, Solanales, Solanaceae.